Molecule: messenger RNA, 5095 nt
Organism: Sceloporus undulatus (fence lizard)
Lineage: Eukaryota; Metazoa; Chordata; Lepidosauria; Squamata; Phrynosomatidae
Gene: FBH1
Product: F-box DNA helicase 1
Exons: 21
Coding region: 78-3155 (1025 amino acids)
Biological process (GO): replication fork processing; double-strand break repair via homologous recombination
Cellular component (GO): nucleus
Molecular function (GO): DNA binding; 3'-5' DNA helicase activity; protein binding
Source: RefSeq, a predicted model, not a curated record
GGUUGCAGCGCAAAGGAGGCGGGGGAAAAUCAUGUUCGGGUGAGCGCGCAAAAGAGGAAGGAGUUCCUGAAGAUCAGAUGAGCCAUUUUAAGCGACGUCACUUGACCCCCAUCGACUGUGAAGCUUUGACCCAGAGUCCAGAAGGCAUCUCACCCUUGACUCAACCUUUCAGCCAAAGGCGAAGGGGCAACCGAGACAUUAACAAAAGCCUCUACCCAACUUACCGGACAAAGAAGACUCAAAAAGGAGCAGGUCACCAGAGUAUCAUCACCGACUACUUCCAAAACAAAUCUCAUUCCUCAAGAUGUUCAGGUAACAUGCCAACAAGCAACAAAAUCAAAGCAGAGGAAUCUCUGGAAUCCUUAGCCAUGGAAGAUGAAGAUUCUUGCUCCCUUCUCGAAGGUUAUGUGGAGCCAGUAGUUUCUCAAAAACGACCAUGUUUCUCCCAAAACGACAUCAGCUGCCAUGUGGAUGGUGGCCAAUGGGAACAGGAGGACAAACCUUUGCUGGACUGGCUCUCUGAAUGCCCUCCGGCUAAAAGAAGUAACAAAGAAGAAAUUGAUGACACAGAGAUUGACCCACUUCCUGAUGCGCGUUUUGGGCUCUUUGGAACCCGAUGCUGGGAUGUGCCACAAGGGCACAUUGAUCAGCUGCCAGAUGAAGUCCUUCGUGAAAUCUUUGCCCUUGUGCCCGCUGCUGAUCUCUGCCGGAACCUCAGUCUGGUGUGUCAACGGUGGUGGCGGAUCAUCUCUGACUAUCAAUUCAUUCCGUGGAAAAAGCUCUACCAUCAGUACCUGAAGGCUGAUGCCCAAGCCCUGUUGACCAUCAAGGCAAUCCUGCACCAAUACCACCUAAACCGGGAGCAGAACCAAUGUAUGCUAGGGUUUAUCCGGUGUGUCUCUUCCAUCAAGAGCCAUUGUUGUAGGAAGCCUGAGGCCAUCCUGGAAUGCUUGAAAAAUCACUCGCUUUUCCCCAAAGCAGAAACCUGCAUUGCCAACAGGCUGCCUGACCUGCAGAGUCCCAAAGCUGGAGCUCCCUAUGCUUGGGCCAUGAUGUCUGCCAUUGUGCUUCUCUCUGGUACUGUCUGUGACAUCCAAGAACUGGUGGCUUGUCUCAGGAGACCCAGCUCUACCCUAUCACUAGUGGAUACCAUAGAGGUUCUGUACUGCAUAGCCACCCUGCUGUAUGCCAUGCGAGAGAAUGACAUCUACAUCAGUAACAGAAUUCACUACAAUAUUUUCUACUGCCUUUAUCUCCUGGAAAAUUCGAAGUGCGACCCAGUUAUCACAGAGCCCGAAUCAGCCCUCCCCAGGAAAGGAAGAGGCUUUCAGAGCAGCAACCGUCCUCCUAUACAACUCACUUCUGAACAGCAGCAGAUCUUAAAUCAUGCAGUUGCUCCAAAGCAGGUUGUGAAGAUAAUGGCUUUUGCAGGCACUGGGAAGACUUCCACUCUGAUCAGAUAUGCAGAAAAGUGGUCCAACCUCAGAUUCCUGUAUCUGGCGUUCAACAAGACCAUAGCAGAGCAGGGUGCACGGGCCUUCCCUCCAAAUGUGACAUGCAAGACGGUCCACUCUUUGGCUUUUGCAGAAGUCGGCAAGCAUUACCGCCAGAAUCGCAAGCUCAACGCUGGCUCUCUGACAUCCUACUGGGUGAGCUUUGUCCUCAACAAUCGCGAGGGACAGUCUCCAUUCAUCAGAGCCAAGACCGUCCUGCAGACACUCAGCACGUUUUUCGCCUCUGCAGAUGAUGCCAUCUCUUUGGAGCACACACCCAUCUGGUCCAAGAACACCCGUGGGGAUCAAGUUCUUGUGACACCAGCAGAGAAAAGGAUCAUUGUCCAAGAAGCAAACCAGAUAUGGGAGAAUAUGAAAAUGUUGACUCCAACCAGGGAAAUAGCAUACAGGAUGACCCAUGAUGGCUACUUGAAGUUGUGGCAACUUAUGAAGCCAUCACUGUCCUAUGAUGCCAUCUUUGUGGAUGAGGCUCAGGACUGCACCCCUGCCGUUAUGGACAUUGUCCUUUCCCAGCCAUGUGGGGUGAUCCUGGUAGGCGACCCCCACCAACAGAUCUAUACCUUCCGGGGUGCCGUCAACGCUCUGUCUGAAGUGCCCCACACUCACAUCUACUACCUCACCCGGAGUUUCCGGUUUGGUGCUGAAAUAGCUUAUGUCGGUGCUACUAUCUUGGAUGUCUGCAAGAAAGUUCGGAAUAAAAUGCUGGUCGGGGGCAGUCAGGAGGGCGAUGUCAGCGGAGUUGGCACAACGGGAAAGGUUGCCCGCUUGUCCAGGAACAACCAGACCGUCUUUGAAGAUGCGGUGAAUGUUACUGAUGGAGGGUCUCUUGCGAAAAUACACUUUUUGGGAGGGCUUAGUGCUUUUGGCCUUGAGAAGAUUCAUGAUGUCUGGAAACUCUUUCACCCAGAAUUGAAGCUCGAGGUGAGGGAUUCUUUUCUCAAAAAUUGGGUCGGGAAGGACUUCUUCAGCCUCAAGGACUAUGCAGUCAAGGCAGAAGACAAGCAGAUGGAGAGAAGGAUCGCCAUCGUGGAGAAAUACAGAGACCAAAUUCCGGAGCUGUUGGAGAGGAUAACCCAGCAUCACGUGCUCAGUCCAGAGACAGCAGAUUACGUCCUGGGAACCGUCCAUAAGGCCAAAGGCUUGGAGUUUGACAUCGUCCAAGUGGCGAAUGACUUUGUGAACGUCCCUGUUCCACGGCAUAACCUCUCGAGGCUGCCCAUGUUUCGUAUUGAUGCUGUCCCUGAUGAUGAAUGGAACCUACUGUAUGUCGCUGUCACCCGUGCCAAAAAGCAGCUCAUCCUGCCCAAAUUUCUAACCCAUCUCUUGACAAUGGCUGGAGAGUACUAUUUACGGCCCGAGUUAACAAGCAAUGUCUGCAAAGAUGGGCAGGUCAUGUGCUCAGUGCAGGGUUGCUCUAACACCAUACCUCCUGAAUCGUUCUUAACCAUGAAGAAAAUGCCUUUUGUUUAUAGCGAUGGCACCAGAGAACCCGAGGGCAUCCUUUGCCCCGCCUGCGUGGAGAUUCGCCUGGGACCCCUGGCAUGGUUGACCGUUUCCCCCGAAGUGGUGCAAGCCAUGGGACCCACGGAAGAAGUCUUUGAGGUUCCACAAAGGAUGCAGUUCCUCUUGGAGUGGUUUUGAAUGAGAGGAAGACCCACCAGGAGUGGUUCUGAUUAGAAAUGAGGGAUGUUUUUCAAAGCAAUUUUUAAAAAGAAACAAAUUACAAGAAAAAAUGUUGAGAAUAUAUUUUUGUAAAAACAAACAAACAAACCACCUUUCUUCUGGAGAACAUUGUUACUGCGAUCUAGGAAAAGAGAACAGCCAGAGAAGAGCCUUCUGCAGAAAAUUCUUCCUGGAUUGGCAGACCUUUUUGCAGUGUAUCAGGGACAGAAAAGUGUAGUUUGCCCCCCUUUUCACAAAAUCAGACAGAAAGCACCCCAUUAGGACUUCCAUUUACAUCUGAAGAACUAAUUUUGGAGUGGCCGGAUUCCUUUCCACAAUCCCCCGUGAGCUGGAUUCCUUACCCACCAACCCUUUUGCCCAUAGGACACAACACUCCCUGGUGUCACUGGCUCCCCGUCCAAUGGUUGGACUGGAAUUUUUCCUGGCUUUGGCAGGGUAAUAAAUCCAAAUACAUUCCACUGACAUUUUGGGAUCUAGCAGAAUUGAAUUUAACAACACCUGAAACGCCAGCCUAGUGUGCUUUGCCCUCACUGUGGGGGAAAGGAAGAAGAGAAUGCAAAUCCCCAGAUAUGGAAAUCUUCCCCUGUUUUACCUCGCCCUUAGAUUAGGGCGAGCCUUCAGGUAAGGAUGACUCCACUGCAGGGAGGAGAGUUGCCCUCAGGGAUGCCAAAUCUAAGGAGCAAGGUCAGCCCACAAACCUCUGGUUCCCUGCUCCAGAUUUUCCCAUCCAGUGUGCCUCUUGUACCACAUCCAUAGGUAGAACUGGAUGGAGAUAGGAUUGAAGCAGAAGCAAAGACCAACUUGCUGCUCAGCUCCAAUUGUUGUAAGUUCAGGUGAUGAAGGCAGGCAGGAUCCAUGGGGACGAAGAAGAAUGGCUGUUGUUCCGAGUUCCUCCUCUGGCUCAUUGUAGAGAAUUGCUUGCUCAAGUCAUCUCACAAGAGUGUACUGCUGCUUUUGCAGCUUCCUGCGAAUGUUAGACAUCUGGAAGGGACUUUGGAAGAAAGACCUAUUUAAAAUAAAAAGCUGGCCAGCUCCUGCUCAGAGAUGUGGCUCUGGGAGGUCAGAUAGGCCAGCCAUCUUGACAUUAGGACAUUGCUCUCCAAAGUGAUUCUGCGGGUCCACAAUGUUUACCUAUGGAUUACCCUUAUUUGAAGAAUGGCUGGGGCAAUGGGGUGCUUGCACAACCUUUUAUGACAAUAUUAGUUUCCAGAUGUGGUCCUUAGCGCCACCCCCCCCCCCCCUCAGAAAAAGCGGUAUUUAGAGGGCAACAGCACACUGAUAAACCCAUGAUGUAGCCUUGUUUUGCUUCAUUCUCCCCUGAAAUGUUAAAACUGGGGAAACAUUACUAUGAGGGACUACAGUUCCCAGAACUGGUCAAGCCACCUGGAGAUGCUGGGAGUGGUAGUCUGGAGAUUCUGUUGGGUUCCUGUGCUGGGAAUACAAUAAUGUUUUACUAAAUCUUUUCAGACUUUAUUUUCAUUUGGGACUUGCAUUACUAAACACUUGUCAGAACAAAAAAAGUAUUACCUUUGCAUUUAAAUUUCGAUGCCGUGGAAUAGCUUCACAUAUUCCUGCCGUACCGGGUUUGUUUUCAUCCUCAGAGAUGUGGGAUUUCCCCCUCUUUUUGGCAUUUUGCCAGGGUGCACCCCCCCCAUCCCAGUAUAAACCAGUUUCCCGAUGUCAGGCAGGGGCUAGACCCCUUGUUCCUUUACAGUAUUACUUUUCUUUUUGUGUCUUCCUUUGCAUAUCAGAAAUGAAAGAUUUAUUUUAGCCACUUUUAAAACAAAAAAAUCAAUUUAUUUUUAAACUUCAGAAUUGUUUUUAAUCCCAAACAGUGCUGUUUUUCUGGGUGAAUUUUGUGAGAUGCCUAUUUUGCAAUAAACAAAUUUUGCUUAUAA